AUGCUCAAAGAAUUGUUUGAGGAGGCCUUAUCCAUUAUCUUGCAGAACAUACCAGUUGAAAUUGAAACAUCAAGUAAGAGAACAGAAAUCCCAUACGAAAUGCCACUAAAGGAACGUGAUACUAAUAAAGCAUUGAUGGUAUUCAAUAAUAACGUUACUAAAUCUUUUAAUCGAUUUGCUUCCAAGUCAAGCUUCAACUUCCUUGUCUGUAGUGGGGCAGCUGGAAUUGGUAAAACCCGUUGGGGAAAUGAGUUCUUCAACUCUGUUAAAAAAGAUUGGAGUUCGCCACCUAGUUGGGAGAAACCAGGAUACCUCUAUCUGUUUCUUGAUUUCAUAAAUGGUGUUCGCCUUAGUAGUUUUGAUAAAAAUUUGGAAGCAUCCACCAUUCUUGGUCUCCGUGUUGCUUUUGACUACUUUGUGUGUAGAAAAAGAAAAAUAUCAUUUCAAGAAUUCAAGAUUUUAGUAGAACCAUAUAUCAAAUUUUUUGGGAUAGAAUUGGUGCUCAGCCAUAUUAAAAGUAAAGAAUUUCAACAUAAUCAGCAACUCAUCAUAGUACUUCAUAUUGAUGA
This is a messenger RNA of Funneliformis geosporum, 569 nucleotides long. NCBI's taxonomy places the organism in Eukaryota, Fungi, Glomeromycota, Glomeromycetes, Glomerales, Glomeraceae. The record is from the annotation of a GenBank genome assembly.